Molecule: messenger RNA, 7718 nt
Organism: Gadus chalcogrammus (walleye pollock)
Lineage: Eukaryota; Metazoa; Chordata; Actinopteri; Gadiformes; Gadidae
Product: protein PALS1-like
Exons: 18
Coding region: 5652-7667 (671 amino acids)
Biological process (GO): protein localization to plasma membrane; establishment or maintenance of epithelial cell apical/basal polarity; generation of neurons
Cellular component (GO): plasma membrane; adherens junction
Molecular function (GO): protein binding
Source: RefSeq, a predicted model, not a curated record
GAACGCUAGUCGGCAAUCGUUUAAAUGCAUAACAAUGGCGGCGGCAAGCAGUAGCGGGAGCACAGAGGCUGGUGGUAUAAAACUCGGCCAAAAGCCGAGCUCAGAGGGUUUGUUUACCAGCGUUGCUAUGGUGACCGGUCUUGCGUGUUCCAACGUUUUAUUAGGUAUCUAAUAAGCUGUCUAAUCAAUUCAUUCACUGCUUCUUCCGUGGUCAUUACAAUAUUAUGAAUAGAUUUUGUCGGGUUCGGGUUUUAUACUCUGGUGUAGGGCUGUCAAAACGAACUUCGCUAUUCUAAUACAAUUCGAGAACAUUCGAGUGCGGCAACUAACGUUCGAACUUUUUUUUUUUUUUUUUUUAGCAAAUUUUAUUGACAAGUCAAGAAUUACAUUUAACUUUUGCCUAGCAACGACUCAAAUCAAAGUCAACGUUGUGCGUCGUGACGUUCGGCAUUGUAUAUUUACAAGAUGGCGGGGAGCAGCGCGCGAGCAGACACAGAGCUGGAAAGCAUAGGUACGAACACACCAAACGCGUACCCGCGUAAAGAUUUACGCGCGCAACGCAGCUAAAAUGUUGCUUGACCAUGGUCAAAAAUGGUCCUACGCAGCUACGCGCCUACGCUCCUAUGCGCCUAGAUGAAUCCAUGUCCAUGCAAGUGAACGGAGCGUUCCCUCUUCGUCAUAACUAUCAAACCAAACAUCCUUCACAUUCACCGAGCGAACAUUACGAAAGUAAAAUGCACAUUUCUCGCUAAAAAUGUUUCCAUAAACGCAUUUAAUGGCGUAACUAUGUUACUAUUUCCACCCAGAAUAAAGAAAGUUGUCGGCCGUGGCUGCGCUGGAGUCCGAGGUAGGAAACCCAAACGCCGCCGUGUUUGGGUGAUAGAGUUUAGAUCGGGAUAGAUUAAAUAAUCUCGGAUAUAAAUAACAAUAAUCGAGUUAAAUAACUUCACAUGGUGUGUCUGGUGUGUUUCCAGCAUUCGUAGUGUUGAUCAGCAGAUAUAUAGUCCGCCAAGACGUUGAGGUUGCUUAGUAACCAGAGACUCUGUCCAUGCAAGUGAACGGAGCGUUCCCUCUUCGUCAUAACUAUCAAACCAAACAUCCUUCACAUUCAUCUCGUUGUCUGCAAGCUGGGCGGCAGACAACAUCUUCAUUAAACAUCAUUGCUUGAAUAUUUCUGGCGUUAUAUCUUACCUAUUUAUAUAAGUUUUGUAUUGAUUUUGUAAAACUUGUUGCAAAUGUUACAUAACAGAUUUGGUUGACGCGCCCUCUAGUGGACGCGGGACGUAGGCCUAAUAAUAAGAUGGUAUCGGUGUAUAUAAUGAUAUAAUAAAAAAAAAUAAACAUUAAAAUAUUCGAAUAUUCAACAUAAGAAGCAUUAGAAAUUCGAAUAUGAUUUGAGGGGAGGAUUGACAGCCCUACUCUGGUGAAAAGAGAACUUUUGUCAAGUUAUGUAGUUCUAGUCUAGCUGUUGACUGUCGAAAUUCCACGAUCUAGCAACCAGUUCUAAGUAGUAAGAGAACUUUUGUCAUGUUAUGUAUUUCUAGUCUAGCUGUUGACUGUCGAAAUUCCACGAUCUAUCAACAAGUUCUAAGUAGUAAACACACACUACAAGUUGACAAUUUAAAUUACAUAAAUCCUUUUCGAAGUUGGGUCUCUGAGGUGGCAGUGCAUUAUCUUUCAGUUUGCACAAUGAGAGAGGGAGGAAGGAGUAGAACAGUAUUUUUAUAUUUGGUAUAUUCUUCCUGAUUGACUUAUUUUGUUCAUUUGUUAGAUACUACAUAUGGCAUCAAAAUGCACUAUUUUGCAGUUUGCAUAAUUUAAGUGCCGUGUUUGCACAAUGUUAUUGCACAAAAAAGUGGCAUGUUAAAGAAAUGUUUAAUAAAUGUUGAUAUUUUAACAACAAAUGUUUUGAUAUCCAUAUUGUGUGAAAAGUGACAUUGAUGAAGUAAUGUGAAAUAAUCGGUAACUGAAAAAAUAAUCAUUAGAUUAUUCGUAAAAUUUGUCGUCAGAUUAGUCGACUAAUCGAAAAAAUAAUCGCUAGAUUAAUCGUUUGAAAAAUAAUCGUUUGGGACAGCUCUAAAAGGAACGAAAUAAUCCAAUGUAUGCAUAAGAGUAGUGUGUGCAUAGCCUACAGGUUUCUGGACAAGAACACCAGCAUAUUCACCUUUUCUGGCUUCAACAAGCUCCUCAGUGGCGUGACAACAUUGCCUGCAGUGCUAAAUACAUGCUCAGAGGGUGAACUAGUAGCGCAUAUACUAAAAUAUUUACUCGCAAUCUUGGCCAUUAAUGGAAAGCAGUUCUGGUUUGCCUUCCACCAUGCGAGUGGGUCACUGUCCCCAUCUAGUGCAUCUUCUUGCAGGUAGGCUGUUACUUCUGCCUUUGCCCGUUGCUCCUCAGUGAGUGUCACAGGUUGCUUCGCCUUUCUCAAAAGGCUACCCAGGGAAGGUUUAUUUUUCUUAGGUGGUGGGGGUGGAAUAGGUGCCACUGGCUGCUCCGUCUCAACAUCCUCCACUCUGACCCUUACCUGUCCGGUAGUCUGCCUCCUGCAGUAUGACACCAUCUCUGCCUCCAAUCGAACUCUCGUGCCUACGAGGGAAACGGCAUCGAUAUGGUUGCUCUUGUAGCGGGGGUCGAGGAGAGCAGAUAAGCGCUUUAAUUGUAAUUCAUUAUCGUACUUGUUCUCUAGUUCCACCAGCACCCCACUUUUAAUGACGGACGUCAUCUGGACGUCAUUGUCGUCUUCCUUCAAGAAGUUGUCUUUCAUUAAAUGCAGCGUGGGCAGCAAGGAAGAGACUGUCACAUAGUUUUCGCCAGACAGUAUGUCCGUAAAUUCCGAAAGAGGUUUUAGAGCUUUGUUCAUCUUGCCACGUCAGGUUUGGCAGGGGACGGCGGCUUCUGUCGUUCGCGAAAACCCUCUUGAUUGCUGCGGCCUGUUCCAGUAUCCUCUCUGCCAUCUUCUGCUUCGAACCCUAACGUGUUGCACAGUCCUGUUUUUAAAAUAAGACUGAUUAGCCCAAUAGCCUGCAUAAUAUUUGCCUAAUCAUAUAACCCAAAUAACACCACUAGCCUACUAUAGGCCUAAUAAUAAAAUCUAAUAAUCCUACCGUAAUCAAAGCGUGUUUGGGGAGUUGUAGCUCAACCUGGGCUUUGCUCAGCUCCCGUUUCCGUUGCCAACUAUGAGAAAAGGCGCCGUUGAUUGAUUGUAUAAAUUGGGGAUAGCAGUUUGGGAAAAGUAUUUGCGCGUAGGCAACUCAUACUGCUUGUCCAGCGUUGCCAGCAUUUCUUUGAAGGUGGUCUUCUCCACCGUCUUGAAGGACACCAUUUAUUUUUUAAGUACCGGGUCACAGCUGUGGUACACUGCUUACAUCGAAGGUGUCUCGCUUGUAUUUGUUUCCCUGCGAGAAGGCGCCCAGGAUUGAGGGCUGCUGCGAUGUUGUAGCAAUAGCGGAGGCCGUGGCACGUGGAGCUAAAGUAGCAUGAUCUGCCGGAUGAUGCACUCUUAAAUGAGCGUGUAAAUUGGUUGUCUGGGAAUCCUUCACCGUAAUCAUCCUUUUACGAAACGAAACAAAACAAAAUAUUUAUAUCCCGCCCAUAUGCAACAAUAGACUUACUAUAAAAUAGACAGAAUAUUGCCCAUGUCAGGGCGGCUCUACACUCCUAACUUUAACAAAAACAUAUGGUAGAAGCAAAUAUAUAGCACUCCAUGGAAGACAGAUAAACUGUUUCAAGUAGGAAACAUGAAAGUACGCCUACAGAUGUUCAAAAAGAAAAAUUUUCAAUUGGCACUUGAAAAUGCUGAUAUUAUCAAUCUUUCUCAAUCUAGAUGGAAGUGAGUUCCAGGCUUCUGGUGCAUAGUUACUGAAGCGCCUGUUUGUUGCUUUCAGCUUGGAGAUCUUUGGUAGCUUCAUCUGAACGACAUCAGCCGGACGAAGUCUUGACUCCCUCAAGGUCGGAUCAUUACUACUCAUUGUGACAAGCUCCUGGAGAUACAAUGGGGCAACCCCAUUCACUACUUUAAAGCAGAGAAGACAUACUUUGAAAAAUAUCCGUUGUUCAAUUGGGAGGAUGUGAGCCUUCUUGUAGUAACGAGUGAGGUCAACGUUCAUAUCUGUGAUGUCAUAGAUGAAACGUACACCUGUGUUCAACGCUGAUUUGAGUUUCCUAAGCCUUGUCUUCGUGAGAUUCAUAUACAGAGCGUUACAGUAAUCAAGCUUAGAGAUGAUUAGCUGCUUGAUAAGCAUGAGUUUCACCUUCUCAACAAGGUACCGUCUGAUGGUUCUGAGGUUUGUCAUAUCCCAGCUGCACUUCUGCUUGACAUUGUUGACUUGUCUCUCCAUGUUCAGUGAUGCAUCCAAGAGAACACCCAGGCUUUUCCAGCUGUCUCCUUUACAGAUAGUUGGUGUGAUGGUAGUGUCACCAAACUGUAUCUUUACAAGCGGCUUACCCAUCACGAGCAGCUCCGUCUUGCUUUCAUUGAGUUUCAUGAAGUUCUCAAUCAUCCAGCUUUUUAUCUCUGACAGACAGUUGUUGAUCCUUGCUGUAAUAUCACAGAGUUCAGUAGGUCUCAUUGGGUGGAAUGAUAUAUACAACUGGGAAUCAUCCGCAUUGAGUUGUAUACUGACCGUAUUUCUCUGCUAUCUUCUGUAACUGUUUUAUGUAUAGAAUGAACAGGAUGGGUCCUAGAAGUGAGCCUUGGGGAACUCCAAAUAGUAGACACAGCAGGUUAGAGAUGGAUAUAUCAAUCUUCACACCAAAGGACCCGUCCUUGAGAUAUGACUCGAACCAGUUCAGGGCAGAACCUGUUAUACCGAAAUCAUUCUCCAGCUUCUUUAGAAGUCUCUUAUGAUCGAUGGUAUCAAAGGCCGCUGAUAAAUCCAGCAGGACAACAAUAACAAUAUUAUCUGCAUGAAUUUCCCUAAAGAUAUCAUCAGUCAUCUUCACAAGCAGCGUCUCACAGCUGUGAUUUGGUCUGUACCCAGACUGAACUGGGCAGUGGAGGUUGUUGGUCUGCAGGUGGCUGUUCAGCUGGUCUAGGACUAUCCGCUCAAGAAGCUUAGAGACAACAGGAAGGUUUGAGACUGGUCUAUAGUUCUUCAAGCAGUCUGGAUCUGCAUCCUUCUUCUUAAGGGUCGGUUUGACAACCGCCUUCUUCAACUCACUAGGAAACUCACCCUGCAUCAUCGAGAUGUUAACAAUGUGCAGUAGAAUGGGCACAAGCUCGUUUGAGCACUUCUUCAGGAGGAAUGUUGGUAUAGGGUCUAAGCAGCAGAACUUGCUGGACAGUUUAGAGAUAUACUUCAACAGAGAAUCUUUGCUGAUCAAAUGCUUCACACUUUAUUCCCACAGGGUACUUAAAAUCAUCAUCUGCUGGUUUCCUCUGGUUUUCUUCUUCAGCUUCAGCUUCAAUACUGGAUCUGAUGAAGCUAAUGGAGACUUUCUGGUAAAGGCGAUCCUCUUCUUCUCUAAACCACAGAAACCGUUCCUGAGCCUGACGUAAUCAUCGUGUGUUCCUUUUCCCUUCCUCCAUGUAAGUAAGUGUUGUGCAGCUGACCGUGCCAUGGCCACCCUGUUUAAGGAGCUUCCCUCCUAGACACGCCCAGUUACAUAAGAAACACGCGCACGCACACACGCACACGUGUGGGUUUGCGUGUAUGCAUGAGAUGACGAGCUCCCAUCUGAACGGACAUGUUGGCGACGGGGAAGGCGGAGGAGAGGAGGAGAUGAGGGGGGGUUCUCAGCACAGAGAGAUGGCAGUGGACUGUCCUGGGGAGCUGGGAAGCAGGACCCUGCCGGUACGAAGAUCCGCUCAGCUGGAAAGGAUAAGGCAACAUCAGGAAGACCUCCGACGGCGCCGCGAGGAGGAGGGGAGGCAGUUGGAUCUGAACGCGUCCCUCAGGCUCCGCAAGCUCUCCCAGAACCCCCACGUAGGGAUUGACAACCCCACCUUCCUGCAGGACUCACACACGCCCCAGCAACCCGCGCUGGGAAGCCAGCACGCACAGACAGUGUUGGAGCUGGAGGAGCUGCUCCAGUCCCUCAAGCAGGUGAAGGGCUGCCUGUCUGACCCCCAGAGUCAGAGUGACGUGGAGCUGGUGCUGUCACUGCUCCAGAAGGCUGACUUCCAGUCUGCGCUCAGGAUCCACAAUGCUGUGGCCAACAGCAUGCACCGCCCCUCCCCGCCAUACCCACACACGCACCAAGCGCUACAGCUGACCAUGGAGGUGGAGGGUUUGGUCCAGUCCAGUCAGAAUAAAGAUGGCUUAGAGCUGCAGAGUCUACUGUCUGACACACGUGUGCAGGCUCUGCUCGUGGCUCAUGACGGUGUGGCAGAAAGGGAAAUGCAGCUGGAGCCGAUGUCCCCCGCAGGGGAGACUGAGACCCAGUGGGGCGGGGAGACAGUGAAGAUAGUGCGCAUUGAGAAGGCCAGGGACAUACCAUUGGGCGCCACGGUGCGUAACGACAUGGACAGUGUGGUGAUCAGCCGGGUGGUGCGCGGGGGCGCUGCGGAGCGCAGCGGCCUACUGUCCGUGGGCGACGAGAUCCUGGAAAUCAACGGGGUCGAGAUCCGGGGAAAGGACGUGAACCAGGUGUUUGAUAUACUGGCGGACAUGCACGGCAUCCUCACCUUUGUGCUGAUCCCCAGCACAGAGGGUAAACCUCCUCCCAUCAAGGAGACAGUGAUUCACGUGAAGGCCCAUUUUGAUUACGACCCCUCAGACGACCCCUACGUACCCUGCAGAGAGCUCGGACUGUCCUUCCAGAAGGGAGACAUCCUCCACAUCAUCAGUCAGACGGAUCCCAACUGGUGGCAGGCGUACCGUGAUGGUGACGAGGAGAACCAGCCCCUGGCCGGACUGGUCCCCGGCAAAAGUUUUCAGCAGCAGAGAGAGGCAAUGAAGCAGACGAUUGAGGAGGACAAAGAACCAGAGAAGUCUGGAAAGCUCUGGUGUGCAAAAAAGAACAAGAGGAAGAGAAAGAAGCUGCUUUACAAUGCCCACAAGAACGAAGAUAAUGACAUUGAAGAAAUUCUCACCUAUGAGGAAAUGGCCCUGUACCAUCAACCAGCCAACAGGAAGCGGCCGAUUGCACUGAUUGGUCCACUGAGCUGUGGCCAGGCGGAGCUUAAGCAGAGACUGGUCAACAGCCAACCAGAGCGCUUCGCUGGGGCUGUCCCUCACACUACAAGGAGUCGUCGCGAUGGAGAGUCGGGUGCGCGGGACUACCAUUUUGUGUCUCGUCAGGCAUUUGAAGCAGAAUUAGCCGCCGGUAAACUGAUAGAAUCUGGCGAGUUUGAGAAGAACUUGUAUGGGACCAGUUCAGACUCUGUGAGGCAAGUCAUCAACACUGGAAAGAUCUGCCUUCUCUGUCUGCAUACACAGUCUCUGAAGAUAUUGAGGAGUUCAGACCUGAAGCCCUACAUCAUCUUCAUCGCCCCACCUUCACAAGAGAGACUGAGGGCCCUCUUGGCCAAGGAAAACAAGAACCCCAAGCCCGAGGAGCUGCGCAUCGUGAUCGAGAAAGCACGGGAGAUGGAGCAGAGCUGCGGCCACCUGUUUGACGCGGUCAUCGUCAACACAGACCAGGAGAAGGCCUACAGCGAGCUGCUACGCCUCAUCAACAAGCUGGACACAGAGCCACAGUGGGUCCCCUGCUCCUGGCUCCGUUGAUCUCCUCCUGCUGUCCAACUAUAUAUAUAUAUAUAUAUAUAUAUAUAUAUA